This is a messenger RNA of Erpetoichthys calabaricus (reedfish), 11749 nucleotides long. RefSeq names its product dysferlin, limb girdle muscular dystrophy 2B (autosomal recessive) (gene dysf). Gene Ontology annotation, biological process: plasma membrane repair; negative regulation of phagocytosis; vesicle fusion. The record is from RefSeq and is a predicted model, not a curated record. Gene Ontology annotation, molecular function: calcium ion binding; calcium-dependent phospholipid binding. Gene Ontology annotation, cellular component: membrane; cytoplasmic vesicle; T-tubule. The transcript is spliced from 57 exons. Lineage: Eukaryota; Metazoa; Chordata; Cladistia; Polypteriformes; Polypteridae. The coding region runs from base 121 to 6474 and encodes 2117 amino acids.
GAGACAGAGAGAGGAGGACGACAAGCGACUACUGCCUCUGUGAGUACAAACAGAAGCAGCUGCAGCAGCGCAAGGUUGGGACGCACAGUCUAAGACCCUGCUAAUUCUACGCCCCACGCCAUGCUGCGAGUGUUCAUCCUCAGCGCUGGCAACGUGCAGACCCCUGACACGGACAUCAGCGAUGCCUACUGCAGCGUCCUUUUCCAAGGAGUCAAGAAGAAGACCAAAGUCAUUAAGAAUAAUGUGAAUCCAGUAUGGAAUGAGGGAUUUGAAUGGGACCUGAAGGGGAUACCAUUGGAUGCCAGCUCUGAGCUCCAUGUGGUGGUGAAAGACCAUGAAACUAUGGGAAGGAAUCGGUUUCUUGGAGAAGCACGGUUGCCCCUCAGGGAGGUCCUUUCUUCCUCCAGUCUAGCUGCUAGUUUCAAUGCUCCUUUACUGGACAGCAAGAAGCAGAGCACAGGGGCUACUAUCCUUCUUCAGAUCUCCUACAUCCCCCCACCUGGAGCAGCACCAGUGUUUUCCCCUCCUGCUCCGCCUGAAGCUCAACAUGGCCCUAUUGAACUCGACUCUGUUACUGAUACAGCCGGUGAAGAAGAAACUGAAGACCAAGCUGAGAGCAUAGAAGAGGCAGAGCCAGCAGAGGAAACACCACCACAAGAGCCGACAGCCCCUCUGCCUAAGAAAACUCCUGCAAAUGGCGUGCAGGGGAUCAAGAAGAGGAGAAAAACCCAAAAGCAGCCCCUCUCCAACAAGCCCCAGGACUUCCAGAUUCGGGUCCGUGUUAUAGAAGGACGGCAGAUCCCAGGUGUUAAUAUCAAAACAGUAGUCAAAGUUACUGUGGCAGGACAGACCAAAAGGACAAGAAUUCGAAAGGGGAACAGCCCAAUCUUUGAUGAGACUUUUUUCUUUAAUUUUUUUGAAUCUCCUUCUGAGCUGUUUGAUGAGCCAGUCUUCAUCACUGUGUUUGAUUCACGUUCUCUUCGCACAGAUGCUGUGAUUGGAGAAUUUCGGCUUGAUGUGGGUACAGUUUACUCUGAGCCUAAACAUGCCUUCCUCAGGCGGUGGCUUCUUCUUUCUGACCCUGAUGACCUGUCUGCUGGGGCUAAAGGCUAUUUGAAAGUCAGUCUCUUUGUCCUUGGUCCAGGAGACGAGGCACCAGUUGAGAAAAAGGAAAUCUCAGAUGAUAAAGAAGACAUUGAGGGGAACUUGCUGCGGCCAGCUGGUCUGGCUUUGAGGGGAGCCCAUUUCACAAUGAGGGUGUACAGAUCUGAGGAUCUGCCACAGAUGGAUGAUGCCUUUUUAGAUGGAAUGAAGCAAAUAUUUGGCUUUGACAGCAACCGGAAGAACCUUGUGGACCCCUUUGUUGAAGUCAAAUUUGCUGGAAAGACGAUUUGUACCAAAGUUCUUGAGAAAAAUGCAAAUCCAGAGUGGAACCAGAGCCUCAUUUUGCCAAUUAGGUUUCCUUCAAUGUGUGAAAAAAUGAGAAUUCGUGCAAUUGAUCGGGACUGGUCAAGCCAAAAUGAUGUGAUCGGCACCAGCUUCCUCUGCAUGUCCAAAAUCUCAGCCCCAGGAGGAGAAAUUGAAGAUGAAAUGCCUCCAGUGACCUCCAGCCAAGCCAGGAUGGAUGACAGUCUUGGCUUCCUGCCCACAUUUGGUCCUUGCUAUGUCAACCUGUAUGGUAGUCCACGAGAGUUCAGCACCUUCACUGACCCCUAUGAACACCUAAACCUUGGGAAGGGAGAGGGAGUGGCAUACCGAGGCAGAGUUCUCUUGGAGCUGGACACAAAACUGGUGGACCACACUGAACAAAAAGUGGAGGAUAUUCCUUCAGAUAAUUUAUUAGUUGUGGAGAAAUUCAUGCGAAAGCGCAGGUACUGCCUUUUUGCAGCUUUCUAUUCUGCCACACUGCUACAAGAUGUGGAUGAUGCCAUUCAGUUUGAGGUCAGCAUUGGUAACUACGGCAACAAAUUUGACAACAGUUGCCUGCCGUUAGCAUCUACCACACAAUUUAGCCGCGCUGUCUUUGAUGGAUGCCAUUACUAUUACCUGCCCUGGGGCAACAUCAAACCAGUUGUGGUCCUGUCAUCAGAGUGGGAAGACAUCAAAUUUCGAACAGAUGCACUGAACAUGUUGCUGCACAUUGCAGACAGGCUGGAAGCCAAUCUAGAACAGAUGCAGCUGGAAAUCAAAGCAAACAUGUCAGUGGAAGCUGUGAACAUCCAAAUGGAGCAGCUGCUGGAUGAUGUCAUCAGCGAUUGCAGUCUCGAGCUUCCUGACCUACAACAGUGGCCCUGCACUACUCCCUUAGAUAAAUACUUGUAUCGUUUUCGGAAAGCAAAUCUAAUUCAGAUUCAGCAGCUGGCUCUGCAGCUCAAACAUGGCAAUGGCACUGACCCGUCUGCUGUAGUCGAACAGGCUGAGGACUGGCUGCUCCGACUGCAUAAUAUUGCUGAAGAGCCUCAGAAUUCUUUGCCGGACAUCAUCAUCUGGAUGCUUCAGGGGGAUCGGCGAGUGGCCUACCACAGAAUCCCAGCUCAUGAGGUUCUCUUCUCCAAGAACAAAGGUGGAGCAAUGUUUUGUGGCAAAUACUGCGGGCAGCUACAAACCAUCUUCAUGAAGUUUCCACAGGGAGGUGGUAAAGAAUUUAAGAUCCCUGUACAGGUACGACUUCGAGUGUGGUUUGGACUCUCUACAGAUGCAAAAGAAUUCAACCAGUUUGCUGAAGGCAAGCUCUCUGUGUUUGCUGAAACGUAUGAAAACCAAACCAAAUUGGCACUUGUGGGUAACUGGGGUACAACUGGCCUGACAUACCCUAAAUACUCUGAUGUAACUGGAAAAAUUAAGCUUCCCAAAGACAGCUUCCGUCCUUCACCUGGAUGGACCUGGGUGGGAGAUUGGUUUAUUAGCCCAGAGAAGACACUCCUCUUUGACUCUGAUGCUGGUCACAUGACCUUCAUGGAAGAGGUGUUUGAAAAUCAGAUGCGAUUACCAGGGAGACAGUGGAUCGGCAUGUCAGAAUGCUUCACAGAUGUGAAUGGUGAGAAAGCUCUGCCCAAAGAUGAGAUUGAGUGUCCUCCUGGCUGGGUUUGGGUGGAUGAAGAGUGGUCAACAGAUCUCAAUAGAGCUGUAGAUGAUGAAGGCUGGGAGUACGGCAUCACCAUUCCUCCAGACCGCAAGCCCAAAUCAUGGGUUCCUGCUGAGAAGAUGUACCACACAAAUCGCCGAAGACGGUGGGUCCGGUUACGCCGUAGAGACCCUAAGCAAUUGGAUGCUCUGAAAAAGCAACGCCCUGAUGACAUCGAUCGUGAAGGAUGGGAGUAUGCGUCUCUUUUUGGCUGGAAGUUCCACCUCAAGCCUCGCAAAACGGACAGUUUCCGGCGACGUCGCUGGCGCUGCCGCAUGGAGCCUCUGGAAAAGACUGGUGCUGCUGCAGUCUUUGCCUUGGAAGGCUCUCUGGGUGGAAUGAUAGAUGAAAAAAGUGAUGACAAAUCCGUAACUCAGAGUUUUGGAGUGAACCGUCCAACCAUCUCCUGCAUGUUUGAUAGUGGGACUCGUUAUCAUUUGCGGUGUUACAUGUACCAGGCACGUGAUCUCAUCGCCAUGGACAAGGACAGUUUCUCAGAUCCCUACGCCAUUGUCUCUUUCCUUCACCAGAGCCAGAAGACAGUGACAAUCCGCAGCACUCUUAAUCCUACUUGGGAUCAGACCCUCAUUUUCUAUGAGAUCGAGAUCUUUGGUGACCCUCAGGCUAAUGAGCAAAAUCCACCCAACAUUGUGGUAGAAAUCUACGACCAGGACACUUAUGGUGCAGAUGAAUUCAUGGGACGUUGUGUUUGCAAACCCACUUUGCAGUUACCACCAAGCUUAUCAUGGCAUCCAAUCACCAGGGGCCAGAGGAAUGCAGGGGAGCUGUUAGCUGCCUUCCAGCUGAUUCGUAGAGAACAGCCAGCGGUCCAUCACAUUCCAGGUCUGGAGGGGGAAUUCAUUCCCAUUUCCACGCUGGAUGAGCUGUGUAUUCCUGGUUUCUUCCAUGAAAAUCUUCAGCAAUGGCCUGCAGAUUCCAGCCUUCCUCCUCCUCCACCUCUGAAGGAGCCCAACGUUUUCAUGGUGCCACAGGGCAUCAAGCCUGUCCUGCAGCGCACAGGCAUUGAGAUCCUUGCAUGGGGAGUGCGAAACUUAAAACAUUUCCAGUUAGCCAGUGUUUCAUCACCCAGCCUUAUGGUGGAAUGUGGGGAAAAGAUGGUUCAGUCAUGUGUGAUCCGCAACUGCAAGAAGAAGCCCAACUUUGAUAUCAAUGUGCUUUUUAUGGAUGUGCUGCUGCCUUGUGAAAAGCUGUAUAGUCCUCCGAUUACAGUUAAGGUGAUCGACAACAGGCAGUUUGGCAGAAAACCUGUCGUCGGGCAGUGUACCAUCCGAUCUUUAGAAGAAUUCUACUGGGACCCCAACAGGACUGAGCGAGAGUAUUAUGAACUUCAGCCAGAUGAGGUGAGUCUUACCCCUCGAGAUGAGGUCCUCAUUGACAUCGAUGAUAAGGAGCCACUUAUUAGAGACCAGCCAGCGGACAGUGUGACAAGCUCAGCUGCUAUUAACCUUACAUCCUCAGCAUCCAGCCUACAUGUAUGUAUACAAGAAGAGGAAGAGUUUAUAGACUGGUGGAGCAAAUUCUAUGCUUCCACUGGGGAAAGAGCCAUGUGUGGGUCUUAUCUGGAGAAGGGCUUUGACACUUUAAAGGUUUAUAACACAGAACUAGAAAAGACAGAAGAUUUCGAGGGGCUAACUGACUUUUGUCAAACCUUUAAACUGUACCGAGGCAAAUCUCAGGAUGACAAUGAAGACCCAUCUGUUGUUGGUGAAUUCAAGGGCAUGUUUAAAAUCUACCCACUUCCAGAUGAUCCUUCCAUGCCCCCACCAUCCCGCCAGUUCCGACAGCUGCCUCCCAAUGGUCUUGAGGAAUGUCUUGUACGAGUCUACAUUGUGCAGGCAACUGGUCUACAACCCAAAGAUGCUAAUGGAAAGUGUGACCCUUAUGUGAAGAUCUCAUUGGGCAAGAAGUCAGUCAGCAACCAGGACAAAUACAUACCCUGCACUCUGGAUCCUGUUUUCGGAAGCAUGUUUGAGUUGUCCUGUGUCCUUCCACUGGAGAAAGACCUCAAGGUCAUGUUGUAUGAUUAUGAUCUUCUCUCCAAGGAUGAAAAGAUUGGGGAGACAGUGAUAGACCUGGAGAACCGCUUCUUGUCUAAGUAUGGUGCUCGCUGUGGACUGCCGCAAACCUACUGCCUGUCGGGAGUAAACCAAUGGCGAGACCAGAUAAAACCAUCUCAGCUCCUGCACCGAUUUUGUGAAAGGUGGAACUUCAAGCUUCCUGUGUACAAGGACGACCGGAUAUUAUUCCGUGGCCAUGAGUUUACACUGACAGAUCUGGAAGAUUCAAAGCCCCCAAAUCACCACCUUGGACCAGCAUCUGAACGCUUAGCACUGUAUGUUCUACGUAGACAGGGGCUGGUUCCUGAGCAUGUGGAGACAAGACCUCUGUACAGCCCACUGCAGCCAGACAUUGAACAGGGAAAACUUCAGCUAUGGGUGGACCUGUUUCCAAAGUCACUGGGCCCGCCAGGACCUCCUUUCAACAUAACACCUCGCAAAGCAAAGCGACUUUUCCUUCGGUGCAUCAUUUGGAACACCAAUGACGUUAUUCUGGAUGAUGUCAGCAUUACUGGAGAGAAGAUGAGUGAUAUUUAUGUGAAAGGCUGGGUAUUUGGCUAUGAGGAGAACAAGCAGAAGACAGAUGUCCAUUACCGCUCUCUGGGAGGAGAGGGAAAUUUCAACUGGAGGUUUGUCUUUCCCUUUGACUACCUUCCAGCUGAGCAAGUGUGCAUCGUCAAUAAAAAGGAACACUUUUGGAGCUUAGACAAAGCAGAAACAAAAAUAUCCCCAAAACUAAUAGUCCAGAUCUGGGACAAUGACAAAUUCUCAUUUGAUGAUUAUCUGGGUUCUAUAGAAAUGGAUCUGAACAAAAUGGUUCGGCCAUCAAAGACUUCAGAGAAGUGCACGCUGAACAUGCUGGAGCAGUUGCAGGAUCCAAACAAGCUUGUUUCCCUUUUUGAACAGAAGACUAUGAGAGGAUGGUGGCCUUGUGUUGGAGAGGCAAAUGGAGAAAAGAUAAUUGCUGGUAAAGUGGAGAUGACUCUGGAGAUUGUCAGUGAGCAAGAGCGGGAUGAGAGGCCAUCAGGACUGGGAAGAGAUGAACCAAACAUGAAUCCACAUUUAGAGGAGCCCAAGCGCCCUGAGACAUCAUUUCUCUGGCUGUCUUCUCCAUUCAAGACAAUGAAAUACAUCCUGUGGCGCAGGUUUAAAUGGGUCAUCAUCGGGAUCAUAAUACUCUGCAUUUUGCUGCUCUUCAUUGGCAUAUUCUUGUACUCUUUCCCGAAUUAUGCUGCUAUGAAGUUGGUGUCACCUUUCAGCCGUGCACAGUAAGAAAUCCUGGGUGACAAUUACACAAGAAUGAAGAGAAGUUCUCUCUAAUCAGCAGACAUUCACCAGCCUGAGCAAGAAUAAGAGUGAUGAUCAGAGGGCUGUUUGCGGGUGCACAUGGCCUCUCCUUGCCUGUAUUUUUUAAAAAUAAACUUUUCAUUUUCAUGGUAUUUAGGAAGUUAAGGCUCUGGAAGCCCCAAGAAAAUUUUUUAGCUAGUCGAAGAAAGUGUGUAAAUGACCAUGGUCCUUCAGUAAGAUUUGCUUCUAUGAGAAAUAAUGUACAGUAAUAGUAUUUGAUACAAGAAAUACAUCAGAUGCUUCCAGGUUUAAGGCAAUGCCUGUUACUGUAUUUAUAAACAAAAGUUCAAAACCAAAGCCUAAUACUAGCAUGGCAAUUAUGUUCCUAAGAGUUAUUGCACAUUCAUUACUGUGCUGCUCAGAUCUGUGUACAUGAGCAUAAGAUACCUGACUCAAUACAAACAUAUAAGGUGGAACGUUUACUCCUAUCAUUAAGCAUCAGAUACUAAUGUGUGACAGAACUCAGAUGUUAAACCAUUGUAAUAGCCAGCUAGUGUGGAAACAGCAAAGUAUGGUGGCUGCAAUUCUAUUAUCAUCUAAUUCAAAUAUUAUGCACAAAAAUCAGUCCAAAUAAUAUAUUUUCAUGCACAGCUUGCUACCUCUCUCUUUCGUUCUGUACAUUUUUGCUUAUAUGAAUCUAGUUUGCCUCUAGACAUAGAUAGAUAGAUAGAUAGAUAGAUAGAUAGAUAGAUAGAUAGAUAGAUAGAUAGAUAGAUAGAUAGAUAGAUAGAUAGAUAGAUAGAUAGAUAGAUAGAUAGAUAGAUAGAACUUUAUAUUUACAUUUCAAAGGAGCCUAGUUUCACAGUUCCUAUAGCCAACAUUUCUUGCACAAGCUAAAUACAUAUCCACUGUAGAUGAGGUUCAAAGUAAAGUAAAUUUGGAUGUAAAAUACAUCAGUCUUGAAAAAACUCACAUAUAUCUACAUGACCACGAGAUGCAAAUUAUUGAUUAUAUUUGCUGUUGUGGCCACAAGGGGGUGCACCUGAUUCACAAACCACAGACCCAAUGUUAUCCACCACAAUUCCAGGUUCAAAUAAAGGAUUUUUAUUUCUCAUCCACCAUUUUUUGUGAACACAGCCAAAAAGCACACAAUUACAACUACAAGAUUCUUUUGCUCGUUCCGCCCUUCCUGAUGAGUGUUGCCUGCUCCCUCCCAACUUUGGCUCUUUUUAUCUCGGACCCGAUGUCCAGUGUUUGUUGAAAGCGCUUCUGGGUCAGGUGAAAGUCCCACAAUGCCAGGAUUAUAAACCACAGCAACACCACCUGGCAGCACCCAUGGAGCCCUAAAGGGCAGUACUCUGGUACUCCAGUUCACAGUAUGCCCUAUGGGUACCGAAGCUCAGGACUGCCACCAUCUAGCAUAUUGGGGGCUGAGGGAAAUAUUAAUCAAAUAUCAUCUUCCCCUGGUCUUUCCAUUACAUUGGACUCCAGGCUGGAUAAGGGUCUCUGUUCAACUCUGGCCCUGAUGCUAGUCCAUUACACUAUACACUACAGUCCUAGUAACCAUUUUUCUAUAUUAAAAUAUUUAAGCAAAAUAUGCUGAACUUGAUUUGACUAAAGUAUCAAGAAUAUAAUGAUAAAUCAGUUUUAAACAUUAAUUUGUUUUUUCUUAUUUAUUUAAUUAUUUAUUUGCCAAGCAGUAAGUAAGAAAUUGAGUUCUCAGUCCCUCUGAGUCGACAUUACUGAUAUACAGUACUGUUACAGAGCAUACACACUUGUACCAGCAACGUAGCUUAUUUCAUGAGAUAUGCAUUCGUUACAUUUUGUAGCAUAAAUUCAUGUAAAAAUGGGCAUUGACAAAAUAUAAAAAAAUAUUGAUUUCAUUUGAGGGAAAGAGAGAAGAAACACAAUGUUGGGUAUGUCUGUUUAACUGUUUAAAGUAAAUUGCUCUGUAGAAAAUGGCAUGUGGUCGAAUAGUCUUGUAAAUGUUAAUAACUCUGGGUGAAAAACCAUGACAAGUAUUUGAAACUUGGACAUUUUUGUUGUCUAAGGGGAGGGUAUGUAAAUACCCACUUUGCCUGAAUACUAUGCAACCCGAGGACCACAAAUAUGUCUACUCCAGAUGUGCCUCCAUCAUCUUGCAUUAUUGUAUAUCUCUCUUUCUCACUCUUUCUAUUAAUUAUGUUUUCAAAGCAUUUUACACAGCUCAUUUUGUGUAAACUUCUACAAGUAUCCACAUGUAGGCGACUUAAUAUCUGCCUGUACUGUUUAUUUUAUAUAAUAUUUGUACUACUGUAUAAUAAAUCACCUGUUGUGAUAGGAUGAAGGAGAAGUAAUAAAAAAAUUACUUUUCAAAAUCAAAGGUUCUCCUGGAGGAGGUUUCAAUGUUAAAAUAAGAAGCAUGAAAGAGCAAAAUAAUGUGAUUUAAGUAGAAAUAGUCAGAAUGAACCAGCAAACAACACCUAAAAAGAAGUAGAAUUAACAUCUGUAACACCUGCCUGGCCAGCCUGUCUGUCCCAAUAGUGGCAUUCCAUUGUUCCCUAAUUAUCGCCUAUAUUCUUCUUCACUUUGCUGCUUCCCUUUUCUUGCCUUUUCUGGCCACUCUUAAUGCCUGCUUAUAAAUGGUUUCUCUGCUUCUGUGUGUCUUCUUAGCUGUUUUUGUGUACAUACGGGACAGCGUAUAUGCAGAAACACAGGUUUUCCUGAAAAUUCAUAUAUCAAUCAGUGGAUCAUCAUUUUGUAUAGUGCCUUUGACAUUAAGUGCUGGGACAAUAAUGUUUCAUAAAACAAUAUACCAAAAAUAUUUAGCAUAUAGUUUGUGGCAGCAAUGACAGUUGUGAAUGCAGUGAGGAAGUUUUAGGGUGCUAACUGGGUCAUCUGUUUGAUUGUCUGGAGGCAGCAAAAUCAACGGUAAACAAAAAUAACGCUCAUUGGCAUGUAUCGCUUCAGCGGGAAUGUCACAGAAAGAGACUAAAGGCAGUCACUCUAGAGGAGCACUGGCCAGUAAUGAUGCCUCCUUAAGGGACACGUGGAACAAGGUGACAGCUAGACCAGAGGAGCUGGGGCUAAAUGCCUUCACCUGGCUCAUUGGCACUGUGGGGAAAGAAGGAGAUGUCAAUGUUAGCUGCAGUGCCCCCUUUCAACGGGGCCUGUGAGGAGGUCCUCCGAUGCGCAUACGUGACACGUUAAUAUUGAGAAAUUUUGGGAAAAAAAAAACAAUACCGAAAAGGAAACCUGAAUAACUUUGUUGCUGUUAAAGAAACUAAUGCAUUUUGAAAUCAAUUGUGGCUGGGUGCAGGAAUGACUGGUCACCACACAAAUGGAAAUGUGGGACACCAACUAGGUCUUCCCAUUUAAUAAUAGAAGUCCAAACAAAAAUAAUGCCUCUUUAACGUUAAAGUAAAUAACCUCUUGGGCACACCAACAAAGUACAGUAUCUGUCUUUUCGCUGUAGAAUAAGGGUCAAUCACUCGCACUCCUUCUGGCGGGUUGCUCUAAGUGUAUAUGACACCUUCUUCCGGGCAGCCAAGCUUCUUAUCAUGCACAAACCGGAAAGGAGGAGCUAAAUGCCUUCACUGGGCCAUUUCUUGUGUGGUGCGGAGAGAAGGAGAAAAGAAUGUUAGCGACAGCGCCCCUUCUCACCCUCUCACUUACCUCGAUUGAGCCUAACUUUGUUCUGAUCUUAUUUAGCUUCGCUCAGAUUCUUAGCAGUUGGCUUCAUCUGAAUUUGGCACUCACCAUCUAAGAAAAUAUCUAAAAAGGUCUAACUGGCAAUAAAAUUACGUAUUAAAGUCUAUGGCAUGUAUUAGGAUUUCUUUUAGGUAUACACAACAGAAAUGUUUCCUCUACUCAGAAAAAAAGUGCAUGACAUACAGUACAAUAUCCCUUUCAAGUCAAACAGCUGUAAAAUAAUUUAACAUAUUAAUUUGACACAAAAAGUCCCCACAAUGAACAGUUUUAUGGGUCCUUUCAGAUGAUAGCAGUUAAUAGAAUAAUAAACAUUACCAUACACUCAGUAAAAUUGUUAAAUAGCAUACUGACAGUUGAUUUCAUGCAUCUUCUUAUUAUUUUCAAAUCUAAUUAACCUUUAUGUUUUAAAAACUUAACAUAGCGUCAAGCUGGAUGUUAGUGUGCUUGAUGACUUGUUUUAGUUCUGAUGCCUGCUUUUCUUUGGAGCCAUCUUUAGCAUCCAAGGAUUAAAUUCACAGUGAUCAUAAACUGAAGAAUACCUGUAUUCCUGUACAGUAUAUUUAAAUGUAAUAUAUACACAUGAAAAACACACCUCAUCCAUAUGUGUAGGUAUAUUGUACAUGUCUGUAUAUAUAUUUUAUAUGCCAAAAAUAGCAGUACCUCUUAGGCCAUUGCUUGAAUUUGUACUGAGAUUUCAAGCAAACCUUGACACUGUUGAGUUUUUUUAUUGCCUGACAUACUGUAUGUAGCAUAAAAUUAUGCUGUAAUAUGUAGCAAUUAUAUACGCUAUGCAAUUUUUGUAAGGAUUCUUUAAAUUACUAUGACAAAGCAAAUAUAUCACUAUAAAUGCUGUCUAGAAUGACAGGAAUGCAUUUUAAAGAAUUAUUGAUUUAACACAUCUUUGGAAAGCUGUGACUCAUGGACAUGACGUUUAAAAUAAAGUAGCACUACUCUGUUGUUAUGUCUAACUCAGUGCACUCCAGUUAGUCCAGAAUCAACAGCAGGGGCUAAACAAGUAGGUAGUGCAAUCUAGGGGCUCCUAGGCUUAUCAGAUCAAAUCUCACAGCGUACCUAUGUUCUUCUUUUCAUUAUAUUCUCCUCAACAGUAUUUUUUCUAUCAAAUAUUAUUAUGCUCUUCAUGUAUAUUGUCUUGUCAUGAAGCUCAUGUUACAGCAGCUGGCAUUUUCCAGUUUUAUUUGAGAAAAUGACAGCAUUGCAAAGAUCUAUUGUGCAGAGAUCAAUAGAGAGCACUGUUCAGAUAUAAGUAACAGACAUGUUUUGGUGAGUCAUUAAUUUAUACUACUUGAAAUGCCUUGGUUAGAUUUGGCAGAAGCACCAGGAAAAAGCAGUGAUUUACAUUUACAUUUAUUUAUUUAGCUUAGCCACUAGACCACACUGUCUACCCAAGUGAAUCCUUAGCUGGUGCCUUAAAGUUGUUUUUUUUUUUGUCAGCUUGUGCCUUCUGUAAUUUAUCAGAAAAUGUACCAUGUGACUGUGCUAAAUCAAUGGUGACAGAUUUUUUUAUGAUGCACUUCAUUUGCUGAAAAUAUUAAAAACACACUGAAUAUUA